This is a messenger RNA of Chelonus insularis, 1073 nucleotides long. RefSeq names its product S-methyl-5'-thioadenosine phosphorylase-like. The record is from RefSeq and is a predicted model, not a curated record. Gene Ontology annotation, molecular function: S-methyl-5-thioadenosine phosphorylase activity. Lineage: Eukaryota; Metazoa; Arthropoda; Insecta; Hymenoptera; Braconidae. The coding region runs from base 155 to 1015 and encodes 286 amino acids. Gene Ontology annotation, biological process: nucleoside metabolic process. The transcript is spliced from 5 exons. Gene Ontology annotation, cellular component: cytosol.
UUGCCAAUAAUGGAUAAAAUAAAAUAUGGCAUUAUCAUUAUUGUACGAUACAUAAAAGUCCUAUUUUGUCAACUUUGUUGAGUUUUUUUUCAAUUGUUGAUCAUUCACAGUAAACUAAGUAGUUGGAACUAUUUUUUAAAUAAAAAAAACAAUCAUGGGCAAAUAUAAAAUUAAGGUUGGUAUAAUUGGUGGUUCUGGUCUAGAAGAUAUAGCAAAUCGCAUACUAGAGUCAGCUACUGAGAUAAAACCUGAGGAGUUAAAGAAUGAUUUUGGUGAACCAAGUGGAGCUAUUUAUUCAGGAAUUCUUCAUGGAGUAGAAGUAGCUUUAUUAUCUAGACAUGGAUCAGGCCAUAGAUUGAGUCCUAGCCAAGUGAAUUACCGAGCCAACAUUGAAGCUUUGAAGAUGCUAGGUUGCACUCACAUCUUGGCAUCAAACGCUUGUGGAUCUUUAGUAGAAGACAUUGGCAGAGGAAAGCUGGUAGUUCUUACGAGUUUCAUAGAUCGUACAAAUGGCCGAAAAGGAACGAUGUUUGAUGGAUCAUCAUCAAAGUAUCCAGGUGUCUGUCAUGUUCCAAUGGAACCAGCGUUUCAUCCUGAAGUUAGAAAUGUCUUACUUAAAGCUGGUGAGACCCUAGGAUUGAAUAUGGCUCCAGCUUAUAAAGGAACUAUUAUUAGUGUUGAAGGUCCACGAUUUUCAUCUAGGGCUGAAAGUAAAGCUUUUCGGAUGUGGGGAGCAGAACUAAUAGGCAUGACUACAUGUCCAGAGGUUUGUCUAGCUAAAGAAGCAGGACUUCUUUAUGCCUCAAUAGCAAUGGUAACUGAUAAUGAUUGUUGGGAUGAUAAAUGUGAUAAUGAUGGUGUAUGUGUUCCUGAUGUAAUGGCAGUAUUUAAACAAAACGUCAGCAAAGUCACUCAACUGAUUAUUAAAGCUGUUGAACUCAUUGGAAAACGUGAUUGGGAUCAAGAGAUUGAUGACUUAAAGGAUCUUAUUAAAAGCAGUAAUAUGACCAAAUAAGAAUAAUUAAAAAAAUAACUAAAAUAAAAUACUAGAAGUUUUUUGAUGAAAAUAAUAA